Gryllus bimaculatus (two-spotted cricket) is the source of this 933-nucleotide messenger RNA. The record is from the annotation of a GenBank genome assembly. Lineage: Eukaryota; Metazoa; Arthropoda; Insecta; Orthoptera; Gryllidae.
AAUCAACGAUUGCUUUACUCAAGUGGCAUUGUUCCCAUUCACUUUAUUGUCUCGGCGGAAAAAGAAUAGGUAGCAUUCGUUUCAAAUUCCAGAGCCCGUCGCACGCAGAAAGAUGGAAGCCGUACAGAGAGAACUGCUUUCUCUAACUUCAGAAAGCGACAUUUCUAUUCAUCCUGAAUCAUCGCUGACAAGCUUCAACACCAAUGAAGAGGAUAACAGUACUUCCACUGAAGAAAUAAAAAACCAAUGUUUAUUUCAACAAUCUAAACAUUCAGAAAAUGAAGAUAUCAGCGACGAUGGCCGCAAAGUUGAGAUCGAAAACACGAAAACAAAAGAUACAACUGAAGGACACUCGAAAGAAGAUAUGUAUUACCAAAUUCCAAAGGAAGUAAAAAUUCUUCCAUCACAGGUAGAUCCUUUGGCAUUUGGAGACGUUUGGGCGGUUGAUCAAUCCACUGAUGAACAAGAUCUGAAUGAAUCUUUUGGGCCAGACUGUUUUCAAAUGAUAACAUACAGAGUACCAAAAUUUCCUAUCAUUUUUUGUGUUGUAAUUAUAAUAUCAACUGUACUUUUCAUUUCAAUAGCUUUGUUCAGGAAGGGGCGUAGUGGUCGUUAAAAGGAUUUUAAUUUCCAUGCUUUUGCUCAUUGUUAGCUAAUUGUUUCAAGGAGCUCGGAAGAGCAAUUGGCUUUGUAAUAAUGUUAUUUAAAUAUCGUCUUUCUGUUAAAAUAAUCUGGAUCUUGUAUAAGACCAAUUUCAGAAAGUAAUUUUUAUGUUUAGGCUAUGUACGUCUGUUCAUUUGUGUAAGUUUUCGUACAUAUUUCUUAAGAACUUGUUCAAAUUCUCUCGAUAAUGUUUAUUAUUUUAUCAUUUUCUGACUACUUUAUGUGUUAAUUCUUUUGUCAAAGCUGUAUUAAAAAAUUGUUAAUAAAAUG